Lingula anatina is the source of this 1581-nucleotide messenger RNA. RefSeq names its product endoplasmic reticulum resident protein 29. NCBI's taxonomy places the organism in Eukaryota, Metazoa, Brachiopoda, Lingulata, Lingulida, Lingulidae. Gene Ontology annotation, biological process: protein secretion. Gene Ontology annotation, cellular component: endoplasmic reticulum; endoplasmic reticulum lumen. The record is from RefSeq and is a predicted model, not a curated record.
GCAAGUGACAGGGUAAGUCAACUGAUUGGUUCACAGUAGUCUAUAUACACCGGCAGGCAGGCAAGCAUGGAGGGACCAGAUGUAAAUGCUGUAAUAUUUCUGUUGAUAUUAAGUUUAUCUCCUGCAGUCAACGGCGAACUUGUCAAAGGAUCUGUGCAGUUAAAUUCGGGAGUAUUUGACAAAAUUUUAAGCAAGCAGAAGGCAGCAUUAGUGAAGUUUGAUGAAACCUUUCCGUAUGGUGAGAAACAGGAUGAGUUUAAAAAGGUGGCAGAAUCCUCCAUCUCCCAACCUGAUUUACUAGUAGCAGAAGUUCAAGUAUCAGAUUAUGGUGAGAAAGAGAAUUCUGACCUGGCAGAGAGGUUUAAUGUAAAGAAAGAAGAUUUUCCAGUAUAUAAAAUAUUUCUUAAUGGGAAAGAACAAAAAACUUAUACUGGCAGUACCACUGACUCAGAUGCAAUAAGGACUUUCAUUAUGAAAGAAUCAGGUUUGUGGCUUGGUCUUCCUGCUUGCAUUGAAGAAUUUGACAAAUUAGUAAAGGAACUAUAUGAAGCUGGUACUGCUGAGCAGAAGCUGGAUGUCAUUAAAAAAGCUCAAAAGGCUUCAGAAAAAGUGACUGAUGCCCAGCAGAACUCUGCUGCUAUAUACAUCAAAACUAUGCAGAAGAUUGUGGAGAAGGGUGAAGAUUUUGUCCAAUCUGAGAUGAAGAGAGUUGAGAAGUUAGCAGAAGGCAAAAUCAGUGAUAACAAGAAACAGCAGCUGAAAGACAGGCUGCAAAUUCUCACAUCAUUCCAGAUAGUCAGAGAGAGAGAUGAACUGUAAUGUUGACAAGCAGGUGGUUUAUCAGGUCUUAUCCUUCUACAGUAAGACUUUUUUUCCCAAUAAUUGGAGAUAAACUGGCUUUGUGCAGUACAUAUUAUAUAUAUAUUUAAAUUGCUCUACUGUGUCAAAGGACACUGGUGCACAUUUCUUUCAAAAAGUACAAGUAAGAGCAUUAAUUGACAAUUAUCCUUAUUCAGAUGAAAUAUUUCAUGUAAGUGUCAUAGGUAAGCUGUUGUGAGUUGCCAGUUUGUCGUCUUUGUUGUUAAAAAUAAGUUAUGAAUUUUACAAUUAUCUUAAAGUUUAUAGCAAAUUCUUUAUAUGUCAGAUAUAUGGACUUUAAAAAUGCGAAGUCCCACAUUUAAUUUUUAAGUGCAGUCUUGUUUAAGUGCUUGGUACUUGGGUUUGCUUAUUGCAGUCUUUGUCCAAAGUACAUUGUACACUGUAUUGCAGACUAAUAUAUGUCUAUGUGACCUUUUUACAAGGCAGGGGAAUAAAUUUUACAUUUGAGAAAUAUACAGACUGCUUAUAUGAUCAUGAGGUUCUCUCUACUUUUAAUGUAUUCAGUGCCCAAAUUUGCAAAAUUUGGGUCUUGUAAUCUUGUCCAGUCACAAAUCUCCAAUAUUCUGCACCCUGAGAAAAGUUACUGAAAAAAAGCAAGUGUUUACUGAUCUUUUUUUACAUGUUUGAAAAGCUGCAAAUGGUGCUGGGGGUGGCAGAAUAAUACUGGGAUUAAUAAUUAGCAUGACAAAAAAAAAAAAAAAA